AUGAUGUCCAGCUGCUUCUUGGAGCUGCCGCCCCUUCCCUCGUGCUUGGGGCCAGCGGUGUGGACAAAUCGAGAAGUGCCACCCCAGGAUUGGGGCAUGACAGCCGCGCAAUUCCGCGAGUUUCUGUCUGAAUGCCGAGAGACCCGCCUGUGGCGAUGGAUGAAGGAGAUGCGAGACGUCGUGACGUUGUACGACCUUGUCCAGCACCUUGUAAAGCCUUGGACUCGCGGCACUGGUUGCGGCAUUGCACUGCUGAUGAACCACAAAAAGCCGUGUCGUGCAAAGUUGAUGAUCUCCCACACCUGGGCAGAGGACAUGGACGAGUGUGAGGAAGCCAUUGUCGACUACUGCCUGGAAGAGACUUCUGGGCUCUUCACCAGUGUCUGGUUCUGCGGAUUUGCCCAAUACCAAGCAGGAGAUGAGCCUGACGAUGUGGGGCCGAGCAUAAGUGAGCAACUCGAGCUGGAUCCGUUCGGAUCUGUGAUUCGACACACGACUCCGGCUCUUGGUAUGGUGGUGGUUCACACGUCAUCUGCCGGAGUCUAUGAGCGUCUCUGGUGUGUAUAUGAAAUUGCAGAAGCCACGCGCCUCGAAUCCAAAGUUGGCUUCGCCUUCUCAGAGCGUUACCUGAACCAGCGCCAAACAUCUCUAGUGGAGCUGUUAAAAGCUCGUACUGACAGUGCCGUCUGCAGCAAUCCUGCCGACACUGACAUGAUCCGGUCUCGCAUUCAGGACUUGGGAGGCUUUCGUGCCCUGGACUGGAAGAUCUUCUCCUUUCGCCUGCAAUCCUUGCGGGCUGUGCUGGCUAAGAAGGAUCCGAACUGGCAGGACAUGCUGGCAGAAGAGCUGCAACGUGCUGAAGAGGAGCUGAACAAUUGGUCUCUCUUUGGACGUGCGAAGAGUGAGAAGCCUUUAGAUUCUCACGCUCGAAAUCGCAUGAUGUUUCUCGUGGCCAUGGGCAGCAUUUCAGUUGGCCUGGUCGUAUGUGGUGGUGUGGCGGUCGCAUCAUUGAUACCAAGCGAGACAACGGAGGACUACUGGCCUGAGCCAGACGGACCCACCACCACCACCACAUGUGGAUUUGGCACAUCUGGUUACGGCUGGCCUCCACCGCCGUCUCCGCUGCAGCCGGAUUCCCCCGCACCGGUGCCUGCACCGGCACCGGAUGACCGCCGCCGAUAUUUCUCACCCACGCCUUCACCGCCUCCACCCGCGCCCGGCGCCCUGCCGGGGUAUAAUUGGCCAGCACCUGCACCGGCGCCUGCACUCGCACCCGAUCGCCGCCGACGCCGGAGGUCUGCACCUGCACCAGCACCGCCACCGCCGGAGGAUAAUUGGCCUGCACCAGCGCCGGCGCCACAACCACUGCCGGUGACGACGCCCGUGUCGCAGCCAGAGCCGUUGGGUGGAACGAGUUCCAGUAUGGUCACGCCAUUGCUCGUGACGUUGGUCAGCUUGUUAUUCCUGGCUGGCGUUUGCUUGCUGCUGGUUUGUGUGCUUGGGCUGCGGCGUUGUAGAGCUCCACGCACAGCGCAAGACAACCGCUUGGAGAGGAGCCAACUAGACUGGGCAGAGAAGCUCAACUUCGCGAAGCAGGUGUGCUUGUGCGACGAUGCACCCAGCAGCGGGACGUCACUUUGA
Molecule: messenger RNA, 1641 nt
Organism: Symbiodinium sp. CCMP2592
Lineage: Eukaryota; Dinophyceae; Suessiales; Symbiodiniaceae
Source: the annotation of a GenBank genome assembly